GCCAAUGAGCUGGAGCGGCGAAAUCAACGGUUCAUCGCGGCCCUUGCUAGGGCGGAUCCGACGUUCGACCCCGCGAAGCAGACCCUCAUGGCCUCUCAGACCAGCGUGAUGGUGGUGGGCCGUGUUGUGUGCGAUGCAGAGGCAGCAUCGGCACGCCUCAACGAUUCCUCAGUGCUCCUGGAAGGAUGCAUCGACCCCUGCCAGGGUGUGAGGGUUCGGCUGGACUUGCGCCAUCUGCCCUCCUUCUCACUCUUCCCAGGGCAGAUCCUGGCCGUUGAAGGCAGCAAUCCCAGCGGCUACUGCCUCGUUGCCAAACGUAUUGUUGCUGCCCUGCCGUACCAGCCCGUGCCGAGCCUGGCAGGCUCGGGACCGCAGGCUCGGCGGCGGCCGAAGCGUGCGAAAACGGAAGGAGCGGGGAGGAGGAAAGGAGGAAGGGAGGCGGAAAGGAGAGGGGAAGAGAAAGGGAGUGGAGAGAAGGGAGAGGAGAGAGGGAAGGCAGGGGAGGAAGGUGGGGAAGCGACAGGAAAGAAGGAAGAGGAAGGGAAGGUUAAGGAGGAGGGGGGUGGACGGAGUAAGGUGAAUUUGCUUCCGUUUGGGCUUGAGGAUGUGAUAGCACUUGAUGAGAUAGAAGAGAUGAGGAAGCACGAUGGGGAGGGUGAGGGUGAGACGAGUUUCGAAAAUGGGGAGGGAUCUGCGAAGGCUGAUAGAGAGGAGGAGGUGGAGGGGGGGAAGGUGAAGAAAGAGGUGGGGGAGGAGGAGGAGAAGGAGGUUAAGGUUGAGGGUGAUGCUGAUAACAAAGCUGCUGGUGAUGGUGGGGAUGCGGGUGGUGAUGGAAAUGGGGAGAGCGGAGUGGAGAAAGGGACAGAGGAGAAGGUGGAUGGGGAUGCUGCUGGUGCUGCUGAUGCUGAUGGUGGUGCUGCUGGGGCGCAAGAGAAGGUGGAAGACCGAGCGGACAAAGCUGGGACUGAGGGUAUGGAGACGGAAGGGGUCAGAGCAGUGGAGAGCGGUGCUGUGGGUGUAAAGGCCGAGGGUAAUGAAGAGGAGGAAGAGGAAGACGACGAGAUCAGGAUUAUCGCUGCAGCAGGCCCUUUCACCACGAUUGACUCGUGGUCAUUCGAGCCGUUGAAAGACCUCAUCAGAUUUGCACUGCAGCGACCACCAGAUGUGCUGCUGCUGAUCGGCCCGUUCGUCGAUCGAGAGCAUCCUGAUGCGCGGGACGGCUGUGUUGAGCAGACCUACGAGACGCUCUUUCAGCAACACAUCCGCACGCAGGUGGAGGAAUAUUGUGAGCGGGCAGGAGGCAGCUGCAAGGUGCUGUUGCUGCCGUCACUCAGAGACGCCCACCACACCAUGAUAUUUCCUCAGCCUCCGUUUGACUCUUCUGACUUUGAAGACCCCCGCAAGCAAGUCCUCACACUUGGGAACCCCUCCGCCUUUACAAUUGAUAACCAGGUUGGCAUCGCCUGCUCUUCAACGGACAUCCUCCGCCACCUUAGCAAGGAGGAGAUUGCCCGCGUGGCGCCAGGAGACAGCGCCACGUCAGACCGCAUGUCCAGGCUGGCGGCGCACGUGAUUGGCCAGAGGAGCUUCUAUCCACUCUUCCCUCCACCCCCUGCAACCUGCCUCGACCUCUCCUGCUGCCCCCAAGCCCUGGACCUUCCGUUCGCUCCUCACCUCCUAUUCUUGCCAUCUGACCUAGUCCCUUUUGUCAAGGUUCUGCCCAUGCAACAACCACCACAACAACAGCAGCAACAGCAGCAGCAGCAGCAGCAGCAGCAGCAAGCAGUUACUGUGGACUCGGGCGCCAUGUUUUGGCGGGAGAAGUCCAUCACCUUCAAUUAUUGA
Closterium sp. Naga37s-1 is the source of this 1845-nucleotide messenger RNA. Lineage: Eukaryota; Viridiplantae; Streptophyta; Zygnematophyceae; Desmidiales; Closteriaceae. The record is from the annotation of a GenBank genome assembly.